AGGAAUGUUAACAAUGCAGCGAGUGUCCAACUUUGUGCUGCAUUUCUGAUCCUGCCUGGAGGCUGGGGAGAAAAUGGAGGCUCAUUUCAUCAUAUUUACCCCGUUCCUCCGUCUUCACUGAGCUCCUCAGCUCUACCAACGCGCUCAACAACCUGAAAACCGGAUUUUAAAAGUUGGCGUUUGACGGGAUUUACUCUCCAGUCUGAGUUAUUCUUGCUACUUCUCUCACAUGGCACAGAUUGGCAGCAUCAUGGUUUGGCUUCGCGGUACCCUCGUGACCGGCUGCAUUUCCUGGAAUAAGCUGGAACCUGAGCCUUGAAAGCCACACCAUGGAAUGCCUGUAGUACCCCGCUUCACCUUCAUCCACCCCACCAGCAUCAGCAGGAAUCAGAAACACAAAGAGAGACACAAACAAAUAAGGGACACAGAGGAGGAUUCCCAAAUCUGUCCCUCCAAUCUGCUGCUGGAGACUUUAUCUAUUUAGGUCAGCCAGCUUGGGAGGGAUCUUUUUUGGAGGGGACUGAGCGCCAGUUUGUGCGUGUGAGCGUGCGCUCGUGUGUGUGUGUUUCCCUUUUUGAGUAGGUGCCUGCCCUGGGCACUGAGGCCAUGAGGCCCAAGACUUUCCCAGCUGCCCCGUAUGUGGGCAACACACGGCAGAGGCUUCAGGAGAUCAAGGAGGGCCUGAAGCAGCCGGCCAAGCUGGUGAGCCAGGCUCUGCACGGAGGCAGCUCCCGCAACGAGGGCAGCAGAGGGGCCGACUGCAAGGGCGGGAAAGACACGGCCAGCCGGCAGCAGCAGCUCCGACCCCCACAGAAGUUCAACAACUACCAGAAUGCCUUGCGGGAGAUCCGCAAGUCGCUCAUGCCCUUUGCCAACGAGUCAGGCCCGUCUUCGGGGUCGGGACACCCUGCCGGCGCCGGGGAGGUCAACCGGCAGAUGCUGCAGGAGCUGGUCAACGCCGGCUGUGAUCAGGAGAUGGCUGUUCGUGCACUGAAGCAAACAGGAAGCAGGAACAUCGAGGCAGCCUUAGAGUACAUCAGUAAAAUGGGUUACCUUGACCCUCGCAAUGAGCUCAUCGUCCGUGUCAUCAAACAGACUUCACCAGGAAAAGCUGGCAUGCCAAACACAAUGGACCACCGGCCUGCGAUGGAGGCUUCAGGUGAGGCAGGUGCCAUGCCCCCGUACCACCAAAUGGGGGCCCCACUGUAUGAAGGGGCUGGCUAUGGCCCAGAGGGUGAGAUGCCAAGAUCCUACAUGAGUGCUCCCCCUGUUAUGAACUACAUGAUGCCCCCAUCUGGAGGACAACAGGGCCCUGCCAUGGGAAACCCAAUGGGUCGACCUCCCAGUAUGGGCACCUAUCCACCGGUGAUGGCCACCCAGAGCAACCCAGCUAACACCAUGUACCCUCCAGGGGCCCAGCAGAAGGGCUAUCCUGGCACUAUGGAGCAGCAUGGGCCCAUGAUUAGCUACAACGUCCCUGGCCAGCCACUGCAGCUCCAGCCACAGCCACCAGGGGGCCCUGUGCCAGGCCCCCAUUAUGACUAUGGCCAUACCAGGCCUCACAUGAUGGAGCCUACAGGCUAUGGAGUCAAGAGAACCGCCUCCUUCCAGAACAAGAUGGCACCGCCACCCAUGGCACCCCCAGACAACUAUGUCAACAUGCAGGGUAAAGGGCCCAUGGGCCAGAACGGGCCAGGAGGGGGAGGAUAUCCUGCCAACCUCUACCUGCCCCCUCACUCCCACCCACGCCAGGCCAGCCCCACCUCCCACCAGGUCCACAUGAUAUCCCGUUCCCCAGGUGCGGUGGGAAACAUGGGCCCAGACUUCCCCGAUAUUCCCCAGGGCUUGAUGACGCCAUCCAGGGCUAGCCUCAACCUGGACCUGUAUGACCACCACUGGGCAGGGCCUCCAGGCCCUGAAGGAGCUCCGCCAGCCAGGCAACCCCAACCCCAGGGCCCAUUCAGGGGUGAGGUGCGUGUCCCCAGCAGAACCAACUCCUUCAACAGCCGAUCUGCUGGGCCCAACGGCGUUCGGCCUACGAUGGCAGCACCCCCUGCGGCUGGGAAACAGGAUCCCUCAUUGGGCCCUCCAAACACCAUCACAGCUGUGACGUCCCCGCCCAUCCAACAGCCGGUCAAGAGUAUCCGUGUGAUGAGGCCAGAGCCCAAGACAGCUGUGGGCCCAUGCCACCCCGGCUGGAUGACCGCCCAGGCCCCGGACACAGCGGAGCCUCUGGCUUACAUGCCAGAGGAGACCUACUCCCUUGAGCCUGCUCAGGAGCCACGCUGUCCGCCGCCACCCUACCCCAAAAAUCUGUUUAUGUCUGGCGCAGCUGGCGAUACAGGGGCCCUGGAAGGAGCUGGAGCCAUGUGCGGAGGUCAGGACCUCAGCACCUCUGCUGCCAGAAGCACACACAGCGGCAGUGGAGGCAGUGGAAAGGCCGAAGAGAGCCAGCAGGUAAAAGAAAAAACCAAGAUGGGGAAAGGAGAGAAAACGGUGAAAGACAAGAAGCAGAUCCAGACGUCGCCCGUUCCAGUGAGGAAGAAUGGACGCGACGAGGAGAAGAGGGAGUCACGCAUCAAGACCUACUCACCUUUCGCUUUCAAGUUCUACAUGGAGCAGCACAUAGAGAAUGUAAUGAAGACCUACCAGCAGAAACUGAACCGCAGGCUUCAGCUGGAACAAGAGAUGUCCAAGGCUGGUCUGUCGGAAGCAGAGCAGGAGCAGAUGAGGAAGAUGCUGAACCAGAAAGAAUCAAACUACAACAGGCUACGCCGUGCCAAAAUGGACAAAUCCAUGUUUGUCAAAAUCAAGACGCUAGGCAUAGGUGCCUUUGGUGAGGUGUGCUUGACACGUAAGGUGGACACUGGUGCUCUUUAUGCCAUGAAAACACUGCGCAAGAAAGAUGUCCUCAACCGCAACCAGGUGGCCCACGUGAAAGCAGAGCGUGACAUCCUGGCGGAGGCAGACAACGAGUGGGUGGUGCGUCUCUACUACUCCUUCCAGGACCGCGACAGCCUCUACUUUGUCAUGGACUACAUCCCCGGAGGAGACAUGAUGAGCCUUCUCAUCCGAAUGGGCGUCUUCCCCGAACCUCUGGCACGUUUCUACGUGGCAGAGCUGACACUGGCCAUCGAGAGCGUCCACAAGAUGGGCUUUAUCCACCGUGACAUCAAGCCUGACAACAUCCUCAUCGACCUGGACGGACACAUCAAGCUGACUGACUUCGGCCUGUGCACAGGUUUCCGCUGGACACACAACUCCAAGUAUUACCAGAAAGGGAGUCACGUCAGACAGGACAGCAUGGAGCCCAGUGACUUCUGGGAUGAUGUGUCUAACUGUCGCUGCGGUGACCGGCUGAUGACACUAGAGCAGCGUGCCAACCGGCAGCACCAGCGCUGCCUGGCUCACUCUCUGGUGGGAACACCCAACUACAUCGCACCCGAGGUGCUGCUGCGCAAAGGUUACACCCAGCUGUGUGACUGGUGGAGCGUGGGAGUGAUCUUGUUUGAGAUGCUGGUGGGACAGCCACCCUUCCUGGCCCCCACUCCCACCGAGACUCAGAUUAAGGUCAUAAACUGGGAGAGUACACUGCAAGUGCCCGCGCAGGUCAAACUGAGCCCCGAGGCCGUCGACAUCAUCGGCCGCCUCUGCUGUUCGGCGGAGGACCGGCUGGGUGCCAACGGAGCCGGCGAGAUCAAAGCCCACCCCUUCUUCACCCAGAUGGACUUCUCCAGCAAUCUGCGGCAGCAACCGGCCCCCUACCGACCCAAGAUCGCCCACCCGAUGGACACGUCCAACUUUGACCCCGUGGAGGAGGAGGGCGGCCCCGGGGCGUGGAGCGACAGCGGGGACAGCACCCGGGCUUUGGACGCGCUCUGCUCCCCGCACGGGAAGCACCCGGAGCACGCCUUCUACGAGUUCACCUUCCGCAGGUUCUUCGACGACCACGGCUGCCCCUUCCGCUAUCCAAAACCUCUUGAAGUCAGCGAGGUGCCGCCGAGCAUCGUCGGAGCCGGCAGCACUGGCCCGGACGAGGAGGAGGAACAGGAAGAGGAGGAGGAGGAGGAAGAGGACGAUGAGGAGGAGGGAGAGCAGGGGGAGGGAUGUGAGCCGGUCUAUGUCUAGAGCUGCAGAGUGACAGGCCUCCUGAGCGUGCUCGUCACCCAUCUCACGGCCCUCCCACCUAUCACUGCUCUUCUUCUGUGUGUGUCUGUGUGUAGAGGUAUGCAUGAUACACAGGUGUCUCUGUGUGUGUUUACGCAUAUCCGGCAUGUAUGAUGUUACAGAGUGUGAUUGUUAAGUUGCAGGAGCAGGACUGAUGAACAUCGCCACCUUGUGGAAUCUACUGUGUGUCCACAAUGACUUCAAAUACGAGUCUCCCCUCACCUGGGACCAAGAAACAACAUUCUGUAUGUGACUGGCUGCAUCAAGGGUGAAACGUAUGUGGUUAGGAGAGCGAGACUCAGAAACUGCACAGGCUGAAAGGAGAUUGUCAAUAACCUUGGGAACAUAAGGAUGUCUGGAUCACAGAGGAAGUUCAGACAAGAUUUCUAAUCCGAGGACUGCUUCAGGUCCUUCCAGCGGUUUCUUUGUAUCCCAUUCCUUCCACCCUCGGUCUUACAGACGACUGAAACACCAGGAGCUACUUCCUGUCGGACCUGUGCUGCUUUACACUCGAAUAUUGGACACGGCAACGUGAAGAAGAGUGUAACAAGUUUACUCUGAGCGCAGGAGGGAGACUGAAUAAGCAACACGCCUCUUUCACAGCUGCUGCAAAAUAAGCUACAAAAAAAAAAAAAACACACACACACAUGCAUGCACGUGCACACACUCACGCACACACUUCUUCAGUACAGCUCAUGGGGCGAAAAAAGGCAUCAGGUCUCUGCAGGUAGAUGUCAGCGUCCAUAUAUAGAUGUUUUUUUGGCUCAAAGGUUUAGAAAUAGCUGUUCAGUGUCCCUUUAAGCAUUCCGUUCUUAAAAUUUAUUUCUGUAUAUUCACUUUAAAUUUCUGCAUUUGCAGCCGAUCAAAAAAUUAGAAUCAAAUGAACAAAACAAGAUAUAUUUUAUUGGUAUAUCUUCUAUACUCACAGCAGCCUCCUUUUGAUUUUGUGCCAACUUAAGUUCGGCGUAAUGUUUUGAUCCUUCUUCACUCAGAAGCUGCUGCUGCUACAAAUAUUGUGUUGAUAAAAUACUUCCUGUUACUGAUUCUACACACUGAGCCAUUUCAAACAAGCCCACCUGAUUAAACCUUGUGAAAGUUAAUAGAAAUCAGAGCCCACCUCAGACUGGCCUAACACCCCCCCCUCCACCCCCACCCCCACCCACCCCACAGUAGGUCAGAUAAGUCGGUUUCUGACUGAGAAUCAAUGCUCUAACACACACAAACAUACACACACACACACACACAUUCACUAAGAUGCACAGUUUUACAGCUAUCCUGCAAAGAUCAGUCCCACAGUUGCAUUGUAACUAAAGCAGUCUCCUCUCUCUUCUGGAGGCGUGUCACGAAAAAAAAAAAACACAAAGCAACACGUUCUCACAACAGCCAAAACAUGUGAUAGUAUGACUAAGUGCAAUACAAAAAAAAAAUACAUUAUAUAUAGUUUUCUAAACACUUAAUAUCCUUUUGAACGUUUAGUACUGAAACAUGCCAUGUACAAAUAUAUUGGUUUAUAUAUAUAUUUUUUUUCUCUUUUCAGUUACAACAUGCUGCUUAUUAUUGUGGUUAAUAUUAUUUACAUUAUUAUUAUGAUUGUUAUUACAUGUGUACCUGUUUUCGUCAUGGCUUAAAGAAGCUUAAUUGCCAAGUGUGCUUGGGUUUUGAAAGUAACGAGCUGUGUGCUUUUUCUAGUUGAAUGUCGGAGCGUGCGUCGCCACAUGACGACGGGGCGGCAACAGAUAUGAUGAUGAUGAUGAUGAUGAUGAUGAUGAUGAUCAGUGUUUGCAGAACAUCGACGGCAGACUCUUCACCUCCUGCAGCCAGGCUGGUCCUGAAUGCAGGAGGAGGAGGAGGAAGCUGUGAAGGUUCAGGAAGAGGUAGAACGGAGGAGUAGACAGGAGAUAGAUGUAGAAGAAGAGCGAGACAGGUCGGCUUCAGGAAACGUAGUUUGAAGAAAGAAUGAAUAGCUUUCUCUAUUUUACAAAACCGCAAACAAAGAGUUAGUGUUUGGUACAUUUUUUUCUUUUAUUUAUCCGAAAUGACCACAUGUUUGAGUGUUGUUUAACUCUGUUCUUUUUACGACAGACCUGUGCCAUGUUCUGUAUCGGAGCUCUUCAACACGAUCAUUCAGUAUCUUCUUGCUUAUUGACAAUCAGCAAACACUUAAGUGCUCUCUCUGUGUCGAACUGAACAGUUUGGUGGAUUCACACCGAACUCUUCCAACAGUAUUCUGAAUUAGACUUAAUGACUGGGAAUGCUAAAGAAGUCAGAACUAUAUUAUUCUUUGAUGCAUAACUGGCAGGAUGAUAAUGUAUGGAUCAGAUUUGUUACAGAAGUUUUUUUGUUUGUUUGUUGUUGUUUUUUUUUUUGUUUUUUUUGCUUGACAAUUUAUUGAAAGUUUGUUUUUUACUGUAAAUGUGCCUUGUGUUCUAAAGUGAGCAGCACAAUCUUAAAGACUGCCUUCUUAUUAUCUCCUCUUUUUCACAGACCUCUUUUAUAUCUCAUUACUCUCGAUCUGGGGAAGUGGACAGAGCGCACUCUGUUUCACAUUCACACUGACUGUGUUUACAUGUAGCAACAAGCUUCAUAUAAUUGUAGUCAAGAACUUCAGUAGAAGUAGAUGAGUCAGAGAUAGAGGGAAUGAGACUCCAGAUGGAUUUUCCCAUUGAGUCACGUAGAGACUAUUUUGUUACUGUAACAGAAUUUAUUUCCUGUUGCAACACAGUAUCUUCUGAAACGGUAACAAGGUUUUCACAGCUGUACAAUGUGACAACUCAUGUUUGAAUUGAUUAAACUGCUGGUGUUAUUGGGUCGGAGCAGAUCAUUCAAAUUUUAAAUUUCCUAUCACAGAUUGAUAGAUUUAUUGCAUGGAUACCAAAAAUGUGAAAUGAAUCACAGUGAGAUAUGAAAGUAAGGAAGUGAAAGACUCAAACCAGUAUGUAAACACAGCCAGUGACGCCUACGAGCUGCCCGGUUAAAAUAGUCCUCUACUGAGCAGCACCACUGGAUCCAGCAGAGGUGAAGUGCCUCGCUCGAGGGCAUCAUAACUGGGAUUGCUAAAGUAGGCUGGUGUUGCUCUGUCACUCAUCCCCAUCCAGUUUUCUAUCAGCCGGUCCAGACGCCUGUAAAGACGUCCUUCCACUUUUCUAAACCUCUCGUCGAAUUCACAUCGACCAGGACAGACUGCUCCUUUAAAAAAAAAAAAAAAGCUUU
Thunnus maccoyii (southern bluefin tuna) is the source of this 7377-nucleotide messenger RNA. RefSeq names its product large tumor suppressor kinase 2 (gene lats2). The transcript is spliced from 9 exons. Gene Ontology annotation, biological process: positive regulation of apoptotic process; regulation of organ growth; peptidyl-serine phosphorylation. Gene Ontology annotation, molecular function: ATP binding; protein serine/threonine kinase activity; protein binding. Gene Ontology annotation, cellular component: nucleus; spindle pole. NCBI's taxonomy places the organism in Eukaryota, Metazoa, Chordata, Actinopteri, Scombriformes, Scombridae. The coding region runs from base 607 to 4128 and encodes 1173 amino acids. The record is from RefSeq and is a predicted model, not a curated record.